This is a messenger RNA of Impatiens glandulifera, 1271 nucleotides long. RefSeq names its product chloroplast envelope quinone oxidoreductase homolog. Gene Ontology annotation, molecular function: oxidoreductase activity. The coding region runs from base 97 to 1086 and encodes 329 amino acids. The record is from RefSeq and is a predicted model, not a curated record. The transcript is spliced from 4 exons. Lineage: Eukaryota; Viridiplantae; Streptophyta; Magnoliopsida; Ericales; Balsaminaceae.
UUUCGAUAUUAUUGAUAUGCCUAUGCUUUGCAUAAAUCGAAGAUAUUAUUUUGCUCUUUAUCUGAUCUUUCUCUGUGUGGAAUCAAUCCAUUGAGAAUGGCAACGAAACUAAUGCAGGCGGUUCAGUAUACUAGCUACGGCGGAGGCGCCGCUGGGCUGAAGCAUGUUGAAGUUCCUGUACCUGUUCCACAAAAGGAUGAGGUUUUGAUCAAAAUUGAAGCAGCUAGCAUAAACCCGGUGGAUUGGAAAAUCCAGAAAGGGCUUAUUCGCCCUAUUUUACCCCGAAAAUUUCCAUAUAUACCUACUACAGAUGUGGCUGGAGAAGUAGUGGAGGUUGGAUCUGGAGUCAAGAGUCUAAAAGCUGGUGACAAAGUUGUAGCCAUGCUUAAUCAUCUUAUUGGAGGUGGACUGGCUGAGUUUGCUAUAGCAAAGGAGAACCUGACAGUUGCAAGGCCACCUGAAGUAUCAGCUGCUGACAGUGCACCAUUACUAGUUGCUGGUCUAACUGCUCACGAGGCCCUCACUCGACCAGUGGGGCUUACGCUGGACAAAAGUGGACCACAGAAGAACAUUCUUGUUACUGCCGCCUCAGGUGGUGUGGGCCAUUAUGCAGUCCAAUUAGCUAAGCUAGGGAACACACAUGUAACCGCCACUUGUGGGGCCCGCAACAUCGACUUCGUGAAGAGCUUAGGAGCAGACGAAGUUAUCGACUACCGAACCCCAGAAGGGGCUGCCCUUAAGAGCCCAUCUGGAAAGAAGUAUGAUGCAGUUAUUCACUGCACCACUGGCAUUCCUUGGUCUACUUUUGAACCUAAUUUGGCUAAGGAUGGGAAGGUCAUUGACCUAACUCCAGGUCCUAGUGCCAUGUGGACUUUUGCUGUGAAGAAGAUCACCUUCUCCAAGAAGCAGCUGGUGCCUCUCCUGUUAAGUCCUAAGAAGGAGAAUCUUGAAUAUAUGGUUAAUCUGGUGAAGGAAGGGAAGUUGAAGACUGUUAUUGACUCCAAAUAUCCAUUAAGUAAUGCAGAGGAUGCUUGGGCUAAGAGCAUUGAUGGUCAUGCUACUGGAAAGAUAGUUGUGGAGCCCUAAUAUUAUAACCAUAUAGACAAAACAUAAAUAAAAAUUAUUCUUAUCUGAAAAAGGUGUGUGUUGUUGUGUUUAUUUUUUCAUUAUAUGUGUAAGUAAAUAUUAGACUCUUAAGUCUUAAGAAAGUUGUUUGAAUUUCUUGGUGACUCUGAUAUGAUAAAAGUGUGAAGGAGGAGGAUAUGCUUUGA